CGCCCACCAGUAUAAGAACCGUGGGAGUGCGCUGUUCGCACCAUUGACUUGGUGCUCGUUGGCAGGCCCCAGUGGGUUUGGUGCGGCGCACGCGCAGUUCCUCGCGCCGGGCAGGGCUAUGCGGAGCCGGGGUGCCGCCUGGGGCAUGAAAGCUGCAGGACACCUGGCGAGAACUGUGGAUUUCUAAAGUUUGGGGGAAUUGCAAAGCACAAGGCACAAUGUCAACUGCAGGAGUUGCUGCUCAGGAGUUAAGAGUUCCAUUAAAGACUAGAUUUCUCCAUAAUGGCCAAGACAUGGGGAGCCUGAAAGCUUGCUGGAGCAGCCAUGACGGGUUUGAAAAUACUUUAUUUAACAUGGACCCUAUAGCGAUGGCAUACAAUCUGAAUCCAUCAGUACAGCAACACUGUACAUCUGUUGGGCAUUCUUCAAACCCAGUAUCAACAAAUGGCUAUUGCUUUACUGAAAGCUGUGUAAGGGUCCCACCUCAGAAAUCCAGCCCAUCUCCUCUUAGUUCCAGAAGUGAGCAACUUAGUUCAAAGCAUGAAGACCUUGUUCCUAGUUUCAGCCAACUGUCAGUUACUGUGGGGGGUGUUUCUGAAGAGACACCACCUCAUACACCGACGAAGAGUGGGCCACCUCAGUUUUCUUGUGCAUCUUCCAAUGACCGCAGCUCCCGGCCACUACCUCCACUGCCCAUUUCUGAGGACCUCUCUCCAGAUGAUGAUGAUAGAGAGGUGGAAUUUUUAACCAGUUCAGACACUGACUUUUUGUUAGAUGAUUGUGGAUUUUCUCCUUUUAAAUCCAGCGCUCCAAGUAGACGGAGCUUUAGGGGCUGCGGACAGAUUAAUUAUGCCUAUUUUGAUGCCCCAGCAGGACCUAAAACAGAAGAUGCCAACUCUGCAACUAACUUAAAUGGUUGUAUUCAAACACCAUGUCCUCCUCCACAACAGCUGCAUCGGCGUUUGCGGAGGUCUCAUUCAGGGCCAGCUGGAUCAUUUAAUAAACCAGUAGUGAGGCUAUAUAGCCACUUAAAUAGGGCUUCUCCCAAUUCCGAUGAAGACAAACCAGAGGUACCCCCUAGGGUUCCCAUACCACCUCGGGUACUGAAAGCGGAUUAUAGAAGGUGGUCGGCAGAAGUCACUUCUAGUGCAUACAGUGAUGAAGACAGACCUCCCAAAGUGCCCCCCAGAGAACCUUUAUCACGGAGCAAUUCCCGUACACCAAGCCCUAAAAGUCUGCCACUGUACCUCAAUGGGGUCAUGCCCCCAACACAGAGCUUUGCCCCUGAUCCAAAAUAUGUCAGCAGCAAAGCGCUACAAAGACAAAACAGUGAGGGAUCUGCAAACAGGCUCCCUUGCAUUCUUCCCAUUAUUGAAAAUGGUAAGAAGGCCAGUUCAACACACUACUAUCUGCUGCCCGAAAGGCCUCCCUAUCUGGACAAGUAUGAGAAGUUUUUCAGAGAAGUGGAAGAAACCAGCUCAAACCCAGAGGUGAAGUCCUGGGCUGGUGACUGCACCACAGCUUCUGCCCCAGCAAAGCAGGACUCCAAAGCUAGAAUGGACAUGGUUGGCCACAUGAAACGAAAACACCUGUCUUACGUGGUUUCUCCCUAGAUUCGUGAACAUAAGUCACAGUAGUUGAUUAGGAUGCAAUAGCUCUUAACCACAUUGCUAAAUUUUUUUGAGAUUCCAGGAAAGAUUCUCAAAUAAUGAAGUAGUAGAAUUCUUCCCAUUUCAGCAGAAAAGUGGUGUAUCAAUGGUAAAGUCAUCUUAUGCUGCAUAUCUCUCUGAAUUGUUCGUUUGGACUAAGCCUGUUGUGGUCUGCGUAACUGAAGACUGUAAAGCGUUGAUGGAAACACGUGGAGUAACCAUAGCCUUUUUGGCCAGUUAUACACUAUUCCUAGAGUAAUAUAUUUUGUAAAUGCAUAUUGAGAGACAAAUCCAGUUUUGAUGUCGAAAACUGAAGUCAGGGAAGAAAAUGCAGUACAGUAUUGUUUAUAUCACAGGCAUUUCCAAAAUGCUAGGCUUGGCAUUUUAAAAUAUUUUGUGGAACAUGGUAUUGCUGGGAACAAAUCCUGUUCUCUUUAGCUAGCAUGUGCCAAGCUGUGGCUUGAAGGAAAUUGACAUCCACUUAGACUUGCAAGUGAAUUGGAAACUGUUUUUAAUAUUUCAAAUAUUUUGAAAAAUUAGUAGGAUAUGGUAGAAUUUAGUGAAGUAGUUUCCAACAGGGGUUAGACUUCUGCUUUAUUUUUUAUGGUGCCUCUUGGAUUCUUUCACCCACUAACUGGCACAUGCCAGAAUUCUGCAGAUUUUCCUAACAGAGACUUGGACCAGCUACUGCUAACCAUCACUCAUUGCGCUCUCCAUAAAGGGUCCAAGGAAUGCAUGUUAGUGAUCUAAGAUUGACAGGGAAAAAUUGCUAGUAAAUUGUGAGAUAUGACUACAUGCCCAUCUAGUAUACAAAUGUCUGACUGUAUUAUAAACAGAAACAAAACACAAGCUGGUCUUGUGUUCUGGUUUCUGUUCAGUAUUUUCUGGUUGUAUGGCUUUUGGGUUUUUGGUAAAUUAAACAUGAUUCCAUUUACAACUGUGUUAGUCACAUCUCCCUUUGCUUCAGAUAGUGCUGCUUUCUGUUUUUUUAUUCCUUAGGCUGCCUCAUUGUUCCAUUUAGAUCCAGUGAGAAGCAACCCUUAUGCACAAGACACAGCUAAUGUAUAUUUUCACUUUUUUAUCCGAUUAUAGAUAGGCACAAGAGAGGGGUGCUCGUUAAUGGAGGUACAUUAUUAUAAUGCUCUCCUCCUAACAGAAAUGAACAAGCUGUUUACAGUUUAAACUGCUGAAUGAGAUAUUUGAGCUAUUUUAAAGCUUACUUUUAUGUUUUAGUACAAACAAAUGAAGGUGAAAUACAUGCUAUAGAAAAUGCACUGAUAUUUCUGCAUCAUGUGUACAGUAUUGAACAAAAGGAUUUUAUUCACUGUUUUAUUUUGAAUAUUAUGUCUUGAAUUUAAUAAAGUU
Molecule: messenger RNA, 3014 nt
Organism: Pelodiscus sinensis (Chinese soft-shelled turtle)
Lineage: Eukaryota; Metazoa; Chordata; Testudines; Trionychidae
Gene: ERRFI1
Product: ERBB receptor feedback inhibitor 1
Biological process (GO): negative regulation of epidermal growth factor receptor signaling pathway; regulation of keratinocyte differentiation
Source: RefSeq, a predicted model, not a curated record